GCCAAAACAAACACACACUGUGCGUAUCACAUAUGUGUAGGCUUGAGGAGUGCGUCAAGUCGCACUUUCGAUAAUUUUUUAUUUUCUUGAAUUGCUGCUUGUCAAUUUUUUACUAGAUUCUGGCAAUAAGAUACAUCACCGUGAAUGGCAUGUCGUCGUUCGUGGGCGGCCAAGGGAGGAAAGUAUUAUGAGCUCAGGCUCUAAAAGCGAUCCCUGGUUGAGUGAAGGCUGGCCUGCCAACGAAAUCAACUUUGCAGACUUCUUUCCCAAAUCCGAAUAUCCCCCGCAUGCUGCGCCCAGCGGCCCGACCGAAGAGCUGAAGGACUGUAAACCGUGUGCCCCACCAAAACUAGGCGACUUAGGAAAUCAUGCUCUUAAGCAGGCCCCGCACAACAGUGAAUAUUUCUUUGAUUCAUUUAAGGUGAUUCCUGAGCUUUUAGUAGAGAGAUUGCACCAAGAGUAUUCAGUUAAUUCAGCCAACAGUGGACAGCAUCAUAAUUAUAAGUUCUUGGAGACAGUUGAUAAAAAAUUUUUUGAGUGGAAACCAAAUACCAGCAACCUUUUGAGCAAUCAAGAUCUAGGCUGUUAUUCUAAUUUCCAAAAACCAGCCAGUAACCAGGCCCCGAGAGAAACUGAGCCAGAAAGUUUCAACAAGCAGAUGAACAUGAGUUUGGGCGGUCUCAGCGGACCCUUUGUGUACCAGCCAUUCAUUUUGGCAACCGCUCCUGGAUUCAAAUGUGGAUGUGACCCAAAGGGCAGCCACCACUUCUUGUGCCCCAACAACUCCAGGGUUGAUACAAUGAACGACUCCUCCAAGUUGAGCGACUCUGGCAGUUCAGUAGGCUCAAUAGACAGGUCGAUCGAACGAGCCAUAGAGAAAUCUAUGAGGCCACAGAACAUUCGAAGUAACAAAGAGAGACCAUUUUCUUGUGAUGAGUGUGGGAAGUCAUUUUUGCUGAAACACCACCUGGUUACUCAUGCUAAAGUUCAUACUGGCAUUAGACCAUACGGCUGCAUGGACUGUGGCAAAACUUUCACUCACAAGCACUGCCUGACGACACACCAGAGACUGCACUCGGGUCUUCGACCAUACCAUUGUGAGGAGUGCAAGAAGUCGUUCACCUUGAAACACCACUUGGUUACCCACCAACGGACGCAUUCCAAAGAACGGCCAUACCGAUGUGAGAGCUGCGGAAAACAUUUUGGCCAGCGGCGGACGCUGAACAUGCACAUGAAACUGCACAGUGGCGAGCGGCCCUUUCAGUGCCCCGUCUGUGACGAGUGCUUCGCCCAAGAGGAGCAGCUGGUGGCCCACUCAAGAUUCCACGGUGGCAACAACGCUUUUGCCUGCUCCGACUGCGGACAGGCUUUUGCCCGGAAGUUUGAGCUGGUUGAUCACAGACGCACACACGGCCACUCUCCCUAUGCCUGCACCAUUUGUGGCAAGGAGUUUCUACAGAAGCGCACCCUGCAGCAGCACAGCAAGCUGCACGACGGCACCAAGCCGUACAUCUGCAAAUACUGCAACGAGUGCUUCGCACAGAUGGGCGACUUGAUCGCUCACGCCAAGAUCCACACUUGCUACACAUGCAAAGAGUGUGGUUGCGGCUUUCCCUCGCACGAGCUGCUCAUUGUCCACCUGCAGCAGCACGGCCGCGUUGUCCUGCCGCAGCCUCCACCCCCCAAACCUGUUCCCCCUAAAAAGUUUGUGUGUCCUGAAUGCGGCACAGGAUUUGCCCAGAAGCAUGGUCUCUCCCAGCAUGUGAAUCGGAAGCACAAAAGCAAAGACAUCUCGAUGGUCAGCCAGAUGCCGGAUGAGUCGGUUCUGCUUCCCGGACCUAGUGCAAGUGGCAUCAUGGAACAGAUUAAAAACCAAGUGCUCAGCGAGCAGCUCAGAGCCAAAAUGCUGUAAAACAUCUCAAAUUUGACUUAAUGGUAUGAAAAGAUCUGAUUAAUUUUUAGUUGCAAUUGGCUAAGUAUUUCCUGAUAUUUGUUUGUUUGUUAACAUAAAUUAUUUUAAAUUUUAUGAAUUUCGGUUCAUCCGUCAUAAUAAUGAGACUUGCUAUAAAAUUUAACAAUAAAUUUUUGAUUGAAGUAUUAAAAUUGAAAGUAAAUAGGGUUCAGAAAAUGGAUUAUUAAUUUAUUAUUAUCUCUAAUAGUUAAUCGCAAAAUUGUUAAUUUUAUUUGGGAUUUAAACUUGCAAAAACAAAGCUAAAAUUACCAUAUAUAUUUUUUUCCUUUAAAACAUUAAAUUACUUAAAAAAUAUUUGAAAUCCAAAUUACUGAGACCUUAAUUUAAUUUCUGCAUUCCCUGAAUUUAUUAGAUUGCAUCUUUUACUUUUGUCUAAAUGUAAUGCAAUCUAUUAUUCUCUGCUACAGUCCAAUGUUUGCUAGAACAAUAAUGAAAAAUAUCAAAAAUAUUCAGUUUCGUAAACUGUUUGCUCCAUGAGUGAAUAAGAAAAAUCACAGCCCCUAGCACUGAUGACUCAUAUGAUUGUAUGACUUGCAAUGUAAAUAACCUUAAUGGCAGCGUUUCCUCUCUUUAACUUUCGUAAUUCUGCUGAAAGUAGUAGGAAGUCUCUAGUCGGUGUUUGAUAGACCAACUAUGAAGAUUUUAAUAUAUUGUCACCCUAAUUUGAAACUUAAUUUUUCUUAUUCUGGUGCAAAUCUAUAUUGUCUGUGUUCCAUGAGUAUAUCAAUUAAUAAAUUUUAGAACUUUCGUAUUAAAACUAAUAUUAUAUAAUAUU
Molecule: messenger RNA, 2747 nt
Organism: Neocloeon triangulifer
Lineage: Eukaryota; Metazoa; Arthropoda; Insecta; Ephemeroptera; Baetidae
Product: zinc finger protein 1 homolog
Exons: 6
Coding region: 188-1912 (574 amino acids)
Biological process (GO): regulation of transcription by RNA polymerase II
Cellular component (GO): nucleus
Molecular function (GO): RNA polymerase II transcription regulatory region sequence-specific DNA binding; DNA-binding transcription factor activity, RNA polymerase II-specific
Source: RefSeq, a predicted model, not a curated record